AUGAUUUCGAUUCUGCAAUUGUUAUUGUUCAGUGAACUCCUAUCUAUUUCCCAAAUAGAUGUUUAUUGCCUGGAAGAGGCGGUGGAUGUCCAGCCAAUGCCGUCUUCGUUAUUAAAUUCCGCCCAAAGCGAAAAGAGUCUUGACAGCGAUGGGAGACGUUAUUUUGAAAACAGAAAUGAUUUUCCGGGGUUUGCAGCUCAGGCUAUUACUGAAGAAACUGAUAUCUUCAAUGGACAGCUCAAUACUAAUGUCAACAUGAAUUCUAACGCCAGGGUCCCGUGGAUUAAACAAAAGGGGAGAAACAAGCUGGGAAGAAGGCGAGGGUUCAGAAAAAGGCGACUCAUGAACGAUGCAAAGAAGAAACAAGGCUUGAAGCAAAUGGUUCAGGUGGUUGUACCAAGGAGUGCAUUGUCCCAGUCUUCUGUUACUUUUGAUACCAAUGCAGUCAAAGACAACGGAAGACGGACCAAAACGAAAUGCUCUGACAGCAGCGAAGAAGAAGAUCUAGACAAGGAUUCACCGAACGAGUGUAACUGUAACAUUGGCAGUAAAAUUUUACGACAGAUAAGACAGCUAAGGUACCAGUUAGACGUCAUGGAGAAUCUCGUCUACGAUAAUUUGAGUUUUGACGACGAGUCUUGA
Molecule: messenger RNA, 642 nt
Organism: Cotesia congregata
Lineage: Eukaryota; Metazoa; Arthropoda; Insecta; Hymenoptera; Braconidae
Source: the annotation of a GenBank genome assembly